Molecule: messenger RNA, 1621 nt
Organism: Eutrema salsugineum
Lineage: Eukaryota; Viridiplantae; Streptophyta; Magnoliopsida; Brassicales; Brassicaceae
Product: aspartate aminotransferase 3, chloroplastic
Exons: 11
Coding region: 56-1417 (453 amino acids)
Biological process (GO): amino acid metabolic process; biosynthetic process
Cellular component (GO): mitochondrion
Molecular function (GO): pyridoxal phosphate binding; L-aspartate:2-oxoglutarate transaminase activity
Source: RefSeq, a predicted model, not a curated record
UGAAUGAGAGAUAUUAUUAGUUCGCAUUCCUAGACACAAAGAAAAACAAACAAAAAUGAAAACUACUGAGUUCUCUUCUUCUUCCUCGCCAAGCGAUCGCAGGAUCGGUGCUCUGCUCCGUCAUCUCACCGCUGGGACAGAUUUUCCGAUUACAGAUCGUCUGAGCUCCGUUUUCGCGUCGCCUACGUCGGGAGUCACCGGCGGUUCUGUUUUCGCUCAUCUUGUUCAAGCUCCCGAGGAUCCUAUUCUUGGGGUGACAGUUGCAUAUAACAAAGACCCAAGCCCAAUUAAGCUGAAUUUGGGAGUUGGUGCUUACCGAACUGAGGAGGGAAAACCUUUGGUUCUUAAUGUUGUGAGGAAAGCAGAGCAGCAGCUUAUCAAUGACAGAUCACGAAUCAAGGAGUAUCUUCCCAUUGUUGGGUUGGUUGAGUUCAACAAGUUAAGCGCUAAGCUCAUAUUAGGCGCUGACAGUCCUGCGAUACGGGAGAACCGGGUUACUACGGUGGAGUGUUUGUCUGGUACUGGUUCCCUGAGAGUUGGAGGGGAGUUUUUGGCCAAGCAUUAUCAUCAGAAAACAAUUUAUAUUACUCAGCCAACAUGGGGAAAUCACCCGAAAAUUUUCACACUGGCUGGUUUGUCAGUGAAAACUUACCGCUACUACGAUCCGUCAACACGAGGGUUGAACUUUCAAGGUUUAUUAGAAGACCUUGGUGCUGCACCACCUGGUUCUAUAGUGCUUCUCCAUGCCUGUGCUCAUAACCCAACUGGUGUUGAUCCAACCAUUCAACAAUGGGAGCAAAUCAGGCAAUUGAUGCGUUCAAAGGGAUUGAUGCCAUUCUUUGAUAGUGCUUAUCAGGGCUUUGCGAGUGGAAGUCUGGAUACAGAUGCAAAACCGAUUAGGAUGUUUGUUGCAGAUGGCGGAGAAUGCCUCGUUGCUCAAAGUUAUGCAAAGAACAUGGGGCUCUAUGGAGAAAGAGUUGGAGCUCUCAGCAUUGUAUGCAAAUCAGCAGACGUUGCGGGGAGGGUUGAGAGCCAGCUGAAACUAGUAAUAAGGCCAAUGUACUCAAGUCCUCCGAUUCAUGGUGCAUCUAUCGUGGCUGUAAUCCUCCGUGACAGGAAUUUGUUCAACGAAUGGACGCUAGAGCUGAAGGCAAUGGCUGAUCGUAUCAUCAGCAUGAGAAAACAGCUUUUCGAGGCAUUACGUGCUCGAGGCACGCCUGGAGACUGGAGUCACAUCAUAAAGCAGAUCGGUAUGUUUACAUUCACAGGGUUAAACCCAGCUCAAGUCUCCUUCAUGACUAAAGAGUACCACAUCUACAUGACAUCCGACGGGAGGAUAAGCAUGGCUGGUCUGAGUUCAAAAACAGUACCGCACCUUGCAGACUCAAUCCACGCUGCUGUCACCAAAAACGUCUGAAAAAUCUCACAACACCACCACGCCUACGGGUUAAAUGGUUAUUCCUAAAUAAAUGAUCUCAUUCUGUUUCUUUUUUAUAGCAUUCCCGACAGUGAAAGAUAAAUGUCAUGAUUAUUUCAUUAAAUAAACGACGCAAGAGAGUUCUGCGUCUCUUCUAUAUUUCAUUAGUGCACUAUUUUUGUUUCUAAUCACAGCCAUUACAUU